Molecule: messenger RNA, 1312 nt
Organism: Sesamum indicum (sesame)
Lineage: Eukaryota; Viridiplantae; Streptophyta; Magnoliopsida; Lamiales; Pedaliaceae
Product: putative xyloglucan endotransglucosylase/hydrolase protein 32
Biological process (GO): xyloglucan metabolic process; cell wall biogenesis
Cellular component (GO): cell wall; apoplast
Molecular function (GO): hydrolase activity, hydrolyzing O-glycosyl compounds; xyloglucan:xyloglucosyl transferase activity
Source: RefSeq, a predicted model, not a curated record
AUACACAUAAUCAUAUAAGAAAGAACAAACAACUCAGCUACACAGUUAGGUACCCUAUGGCUCUCUUCCUUUCUCUACUCUUGCUUUUCAUGUUCCCUUUGGGAAAUAAUGGGCAGGGUCCACCACCUUCUCCUGGCUACUACCCCAGUUCAAGAAUUGGCUCCAUAGGGUUCAACCAGGGGUUCAGGAAUCUUUGGGGUCCUCAGCACCAAAGGCUGGACCAGGGUGCACUCACUAUUUGGCUUGACAGAUCCUCAGGAAGCGGAUUCAAGUCAGUUAAUCCUUAUUCAUCUGGGUAUUUUGGGGCGGCUAUCAAGCUCCAAACUGGCUAUACUGCUGGAGUUAUUACAUCUUUCUACCUUUCGAACAAUGAAGAGCAUCCAGGGAACCAUGAUGAGAUUGACAUAGAGUUUCUGGGGACGACGCAGGACAAGCCUUAUGUCCUGCAAACAAAUGUCUACAUCAGAGGGAGUGGAGAUGGAAAUAUCAUAGGGAGAGAAAUGAAAUUUCACCUUUGGUUCGACCCUACCACAGAUUUUCACAAUUAUGCAAUCCUUUGGAAUCCUAGUGAGAUCAUAUUUUUUGUGGAUGAUGUGCCGAUCAGACGGUACCCAAGAAAAAGUGAUGCAACGUUUCCAUUGAGGCCCAUGUGGGUGUAUGGAUCAAUAUGGGACGCCUCCUCCUGGGCAACCGAGAACGGCAGAUACAAGGCUGAUUACAAUUACCAACCCUUUGUUGGCAAGUACACUAAUUUUAAACUAAGUGGCUGCAACGCCUACAGCUCCGCCUCGUGCCGCCCUGCUUCUGGAUCUCCGUCCCCCUCCGGGGGGCUAAGCCGCCAGCAGUAUGUGGCCAUGGAGUGGGUUCAAAGAAAUUACAAGAUUUACGAUUAUUGUCGGGACCCACAGAGAGAUCAUAGACUCACGCCCGAGUGCUAGGAUUUGGGGGAUUUGAUUAAGUAAAAAUUCUUAUUCAAAUCAAGUAUAACUAAACAACAUCAAUCAUAUUGGAUCAAGAAGUUUAUAAAUUAUUAAACUUAUACAUGAAACACUACUAUUGUUAUACGAUUUGUCUGGAGUGUUUUGAGAUGGAACCCAGUUGCCAAGAACAGAUAUAAAAGAGAAUGUGAUGGCAAAGCAUCCAAGCCUUCAAAGAUAUGUGAGUUGAAUCUUGUGUGUGUGUUUGAAUAAGUUUGUCAAGUGAGUGAGUGUGAUUUAAGAGUGAGAUGAGGGGGAAGGAAAUUGCCCUUUAAAUGUAUAUCUUUUGUUCAUGCAAUUUUACAUUUUAUUAUACAAUAUAUAAAUGUGAAGUA